Molecule: messenger RNA, 408 nt
Organism: Vicia faba (fava bean)
Lineage: Eukaryota; Viridiplantae; Streptophyta; Magnoliopsida; Fabales; Fabaceae
Source: the annotation of a GenBank genome assembly
AUGAAGGUCGCUUCGCCGGAGUCACCAAAUCGCCAACCAACCGGCCGCAUCUUCGUUUCAUUAUCGGAGAUUCUAUCUCAACUAUCAAAGCAAGCCAUCCGUUUAAAGGGAAAGGCGAAAGCAACGAUGAUCAAAUACGGUGAAUGGAGAGUCGAUCUCAAGGCGCCGAAAUCGGUAUUGUUGAAAUUCGGGAAGAAAAAGACGACGAAGAAGAAGCAGCCGGAGGAAGAGGACGACGAAUGGGGAAACGGCGCCAUUUGGCAGAAGGAGAUAUUGAUGGGAGGAAAAUGCCAGCCGUUGGAUUUAUCCGGCGUUAUUUAUUAUGAUGUUAACGGUAAACAGACGACGGAAUUUUCUCUCCGGUCACCACGCACUAGUCUUUCGCCUGAUUAUGUCACGCGCCGGUGA